Messenger RNA from Diabrotica virgifera virgifera (western corn rootworm), 10204 nucleotides. It is a transcript of the gene C1GalTA, whose product is annotated as glycoprotein-N-acetylgalactosamine 3-beta-galactosyltransferase 1. The coding region runs from base 368 to 1462 and encodes 364 amino acids. The record is from RefSeq and is a predicted model, not a curated record. Gene Ontology annotation, cellular component: membrane. Gene Ontology annotation, molecular function: N-acetylgalactosaminide beta-1,3-galactosyltransferase activity. NCBI's taxonomy places the organism in Eukaryota, Metazoa, Arthropoda, Insecta, Coleoptera, Chrysomelidae. The transcript has 6 exons.
UACUCCCUCGAUUCAAGAAUACAGCUUUUUAGAAUCGAGAGAAAUUAUGAGGGAGUAGAAAAGUGAGUUAGCUUAGUGGGGAGUAAAAUUUUCUCUCGAUUCAAGAAUAAGCGCACAGAUUUCAGUCAGAUAUGUAUUCUUUGGUCAGCAUCACUCAGCAUUCGGUAAGACAUUUUAGUGACAGUGACAGGUAAUAAAACUAACAGACAAACACAUUAGCAGACGCAGACAGCAGACAGUCGAGACAGUCCCAGAUAAGGAGACAAAACGGGGACUAUUUAUGUAGUGUUUUAUAAUAAACUGUGCGAUUUUAAAUCAGUUCAAAACCGAAAUGAUGUGAUACGUUAAGUUUGCGCUUUAAAACUUUAUGUUACCCAAAAGAAGCAUGGGAUACAUGAGGAUAUACAAAUGGCCUGCCAUCAACAAGCAGUUUUUCAUAGCUCUAUUAAUGGGCCUAAUCUGCGGAUGGCUCAUAGCAUACACAGGCGUCUCCCAUCAAAUCAUAGCUUUAACAGAUCCUCACACAAGCAACGACAUGGAAAACAUGUACGGGCCAACUGUAGAUCCAGGAGACCAUGCUGAGAAUGAAGAAUUCCACAACAUGGAAGAUCCGACAGUAGCCAACAAAUUGUACAGUAACGUUAGGAUUUUGUGUUGGAUCAUGACUGGACCGAAAAAUCAUGAGAAAAGGGCCAAACACGUGAAGAACACGUGGGGGAAACGGUGUAAUGUUUUGUUAUUUAUGAGUUCGAAAGAAGAUAAUUCACUGCCUUCGGUAGCACUUCCGGUGAAGGAAGGUCGCGAUAAUCUUUGGUUGAAAACCAAAGAAGCGUUCAAGUAUGUCUACAAACAUUACUAUGAUUCGGCAGAUUGGUUUUUAAAGGCUGAUGACGAUACGUAUGUGAUACUAGAAAAUUUAAGGUAUAUGCUACUACCCAACAAACCCACCGAACCAAUAUACUUUGGUUGUAGAUUUAAGCCCUUCGUGAAGCAGGGUUAUAUGAGCGGGGGUGCGGGGUACGUGUUAAGCAAAGAAGCGCUUAAGCGAUUCAUUGAGGUUGGACUGACGAACUCAACGGGUUGUUCCCACGCCAACGGCGGGUCCGAGGACGUGGAAAUGGGGAAAUGUAUGGAGGCUGUCAACGUGAAGGCUGGUGACUCACGUGACUCCUUAGGUAGAGGUAGAUUCUUUCCGUUUGUACCGGAACAUCACUUAAUUCCAGGACACGUAUCGAAGAGUUUCUGGUACUGGGAUUACAUAUAUUAUGAAGCUAAACAGGGUAUGGACUGUUGCUCAGAUAACGCAGUAUCCUUCCACUACGUCAGCCCGAACCAAAUGUACGUACUGGAGUACUUAGUAUACCACUUAAGGCCGUACGGGAUAUCCUUCCACGUAGAGAUGCCACCAGAGCUAACUGAGAAACCAUCAGUCGCAGACGAAUCAUCAAGCGCGACAACGUAAUACCAAUACCAACUCACGAGUACCGGUACUAAUUGUCUAUAUCUGCAGGACACAGGCUGUUGUUUUUUCUGUAAAUCGAAAGGUUUUAACGGAUUAAAAGUAUAUAUAAUGUGGAGCUUGAAACAAUAGCCGCUAACUGAUCAAAGAGCUUAAAGUAACGUGUACUGCGGACCAUAACUCUUUUUCAUUUCUUUUUUGUCCGAGAGUGGAGAUAUUGGUUUACCUGUUGGAACACGUGCUUGAUUUAAGACUGAGGUUGAGAGUGAAUGGGGCCAUCAGAAAUCUUUCAGGUUUUCUUUUAUCGUACAGAAUAUCAAGAAACUUACGGUGGACGAUUUGAAAUAAAGAUUUGCUAUCUAGCUGUUCAGUAUACUUAUGUCUUUAAAUUUUUCGGAUAUUAUUCUUUCUUUGCUUAUCAACUUUCUCACAACUUUCAUCACAAUUACCGACCAAUCGAUUCUUAUGUUAAGAUUCGUUAUUUAAAAUUAAGUAUUUAUUUUUAGCUUAAACAUUUUAGCACAUAAUGGAUAGAAAUGAAAAAGUUUAUGUUGAGCAGUAUAUAAAUAAUGAAAACUAAAAAUUCCUUAUAUUUCAUGUAUUAUUACUGUGUAUAUACUUAAUUUUUUCUGUCUGGUACGAUUUUCACAAUUUCCGAUGAACUAAUACACGAUGAAGCUUGACAACAAUGCGGUAAUCUAACGCUAUAGUGUACAUGUAAUAAUUACAUUAUUGUAAAAAUUAUUGUAACGCCUGUUAAGUUGGUUAACGGCCUAGCAAGUAUAAAACAUAUGUAAAUAUAUUAAAAAAGAAACCGCAUCUCGAUAAAAACUCGCUUAUCGAAAAAAUAUUAAGAGGCAAAAAAGUUUUAAAAACGUUGUGUUUAACUAAAGGUACCACAAUAAUGAAUUAAUUGGAACGUACACAAAAGUUUGGGGGGUUUAAGGGAUCAAAACCCCCAUAAAAUUUUUAUGGGGUGGACAAAUCUCACUAUAAUUUUGUUUUAAGAUGAUCCUGCCAUAAGAAUGAUACAUGUCCAUUUUCAAUAAAAAAUCUCGGAUAGUUGUCGGUAUAUUGAAAAAAAUCGAUUUUCAUUUUGUAACUUCAAAGGACUAUAACUUUUUUUGAGCACAUUUGUACUAAGGUAAGUUAGGUUCAAUCGAACUAUUUUUGUCUCCAGAAUGUGUGGUAUAAUUUAUGACCAAUCUUUUCGGGACACCCUGUAUAUCCGCCAUCCUGAGUGUCUGAUUUUCGAUCAAGUUAUUUUAUACAACAUAUAUUUUUCCUUAAGGCUACGCCCAGACAAGCGACAAUUUACGGCGCUGUAAGAGCAGUAAAAUGAAGCGCGAAAAAUGGGUCCCACAGUGAGUGUAGUGGAUGGCCAGACUGAGCUGUAAAUCCUGGUCUGGCCAAUCCACUACACUCACCGUGGGACCCAUUUUUCGCGCUUCAUUUUACUGCUCUUACAGCGAUGUAAAUUGUCGCUUGUCUGGCCGUAGCCUAACGGUCACAUGCGUGAAACAAAUCCGGACAGAAAAACUUAAGUGUUAUAAUAUCUAGCCCAUAAACGAGUAAAAGAACAAAAAUUGCAUGUCUAUUUUUGUGAAAUUUCCGAUGAAUUAAUUUAUAGCAUUGCUCAGUUAUUUAAACAUAUUCGAAUUUAAAAACAAAUUUGAUAUUCGGAUCAUUCAAUCAACUCACUGAAAUGAACUAAAUCGUACUUGCCCAUCUCUAUUUCCAAACGAUUGUAGGUGUUGGAAAUAGAGAUGGGUGCGCAAGACUAAACUGAUUCAUUGAGUGAUCCGAACCUUAAAAGUUGUUUUAAACGCCCGAAAGAACAAUUUACAGCCAUAGUUGUGCUUCGAAAUUUCAUUAUGUAUGGAAAAAUAAAACUUGAGAGGAAUGAUCCUGAAGUAUCUGUGCUUUUGCGAAUCUACAUAUUACAUAGCCGGAAAAAAGCACUGACGAUACAUAGUUUUUAACAUAUCUAACUGAACAUCUAACACAGAGUCUAUAUUUAUUUAAAAGGUGUUUUUUAAAGCCCUAUUUUGUGUUGUAAAGCCCAGUUAGACCAUUUGAACUCGUUUGUAUCUGAAGUUUUUAGAUAAUUGCUCCUCUUAUCACAUAAAGAUGUAGUACAGCCUUUGGGUACAGGACAUCCUAACUUUUGAACUCUGUGUUCUUGUUUUGGAUUGUUUGGUACCCUCUCCAUCACAAAACUAACAUGAAGUUACUUCUAGUUAUUUCAAUGGUGUGGCAAGUUUGACUCAUAACUCUAGCCAUGAGUUAUUAGUCUAUUCCACAUUCUGCAUUGGUACAAGCUUGUUGUGCAGUGUUUGAAGUGUUUUCCGCCAAAAUUUGAACUUAACGUUACGUGUAGUUUGUACCUGUCUCGGUGAUGGGACUCAGCUCUAUAUGUUGUACAGCUGGUUCCAAAAAAACUGAUACGACUCUUAAAGCGUAUUUUGUAGAAAAUUGAGCAGUGUAUUUUGAAGGAUAAAUACAGUGGAACUCCGAUAAGUCGGCCCCCGAUAACCCGGAAGUCCGGCUAACCCGGACCGAUUUUCAUCAGAUAAACAUUUUGAUUUUCAAAAUUUUGUAUUUUUCAAUUUAAUUGUGGCUUAUUUCCCAUCAAAAUAGUUAAUUAUCAGACAAACCUCUCAACAAUAAAAAUGUAUGUAAUAUAAUAUUUGAGAGAUAAUGUGUAUGUGUGUAAUUUGAACUAUACGAUAUUAAAAAUGAUUCGUGGCACAAACCGGCAGAAACAACAGGCACCUGUCUGUAGUACCUAUUCCUUUUUAUUUCAAACUGUCUUAGCAUUGUUUAGGACAGACUAUUUAAAAAAUUCUUUUAUAAACAAUGGUCUUUAGUUUUCACUGUUCUUAAAUAACAUUACAUCGUUUUGUGACUGUAUUGUGUGUCUUGUAUUGUUCGCUUCCGUUUGCUUACGUUUGUGUUUGGUGUUUUUUUUUUUUAGUAAUUUUAAUGAGUAGGUACUGUGCAUAUUUAUAAAUAUAUUUCAUGUUAUUUCAAUUCUAACGGAGUUUAUCUGUACGUAUACCGUAUUUUAUUAAUUUUUACCAUAUUCUCCGGCUAACCCGGAUCGGCCGCGGUCCCGAUUAAUCCGAGUUAUCGAGGUUCCACUGUACUUAUAUUAUUAUUUACAUACUGUCACUGCCAAAUCUUAAAAUUUGUCGGAUAACUUAUUCUGUUAAAUGGCUCCACAUGCUGGCAAAGAACUAAAAUCAAGAAUUGUAUCGAAAUUAGAAGAUGGUUGGUCACUAUCUGCCGUAGCGAACCAUUUUACCGUAAGUAGAACAACCGUUUUUAAUAUUAAUAAAAGAUGGAGAGAACAAGAAACUCUCGAAAGAAAGCAAGGUUUGGGAAGAGCUCUCCGAAGAAGACAAUCUCAUAUUUCCUUUCACGCAGAUGGACCGAAGAUUACAAGCUGUUAUCACUGCUGAUGGAGAUAUUACAAAAUAUUAAUUUUAUUUUUACAUACCUAAAUUUAGUAUAGUUUUGGCCUUCCAGACCCUCGCUUUCUUUCGAGAGUUUCUUGUUCCCUCCAUUUUUUAUUAAUAGAAAAACUGUGCUUCUGCUUAUAGAGGGAGAGUUAGAGCCGAAAAAUCAUCGUCAUAAGUAAUAUGGAGUUUAGCAUGUGAAAUGUGUCUAUUGUAUAUUGAUAAUUAUGACCCCUUUCAGGCUGACACCUCAGUGGAUACAGGAAGUAGCAAUAAGGGAUGAAAGGGGAAAGUUAGCGCAGUGAUUAAAGGUUAUCACCUCCUAUUUUGUUAAACCUCCAUCGAUUUGCAUCUUCUUCUUCUUGACUGGCUUUACAACUCGGGGUGAGUCUUCGCCGCAUCCACUAUGGCCCUCCAUCGUCUGCGAUCUUGCACUUCGAUUUGCCAUUGUUGUACCCCAAUCCUAGAUAGAUCGGUUUCAACAUCAUCCUUCCAUCUUUUUCUGGGACGGCCCACUGAUCUUCUACCGUCUGGUCUCUCGAAGAACACUGUCUUUAGCACUCUGUCUUCCUCUGAUCUUACUACAUGACCUGCCCAUCUUAUCCGAUUAGCUUUUAUAUGUCUGACGAUGUUUUCAGUACCAUAUAGAGUCACCAAUUCAGCAUUGCGGCGCCUUCUCCACUCUCCUGUAAAUUCAUCUCUUUGAGGACCAAAUAUCAUUCUGAGGACUUUCCUUUCAAAUAUCAGCAAUUUAUUUAUUUCUCGCUGAUGUAGAGUCCAUGUUUCACUCCCAUAUGUAACAACUGGGCGAAUAAUUGACAUGUACAGUCUUAAUUUGAUCGUCGAUUUGCAUGAAAAUUGGUAACUAGUUAGAGCAUACCUUAAGAAACAAAACCGAUUUGGUGCCAACUUGCGCUUUUACUCUGGGGGUGGAUGCCACCCCUUAUCGGGGGUAAAAACUAUUUUAUUAAAAAUAGCCACACUAAUCGAUAGAGGGACAAAUUUUAAGCAAAAUUUGUUAUAUCAAAUUAUUAAGGAUCAAAAAUUUGAAUUUUUCUUGAAACAAACGCGAUUUUUCAUAAAUAAUUCAAAAACUGUAAGUUUUAACAAAAUAGUUAUGAUUACCAAAAUUGAAGGUAAUAAAAAAUCGAAUAGAUUCUUUACGUGAAAGCCCUUUUAGAAUUAAUUAAAAGUGAGUUAUAGUUGAUUGAAUAUAUAUUUUUUUCAGCUAGUACUCAAAUCUAAGUAUUCAAGCUUAAAUAACGGGAAAACGAUGCAUUUUGUAAAAUAUACUUACUAAACACUUUUGUCAAAGUACUCAAGAAUACCUAUCAAGUGAGCUCCAGAUGAAGUUGAUAACAUCAAAGCUAAGCAAGUGAUGAUGAAAAUAAGCGAACCCUUUCGAAAAGAAGCGAACCCUUUCGAAAAAGUGAAAAUUAAAACAUACGCUAUAUUAAUUAACAGAAUAAUUUCAAAGGAAUUUCGGGAAUGAAGUUAGGAUUAUAAUUUAAUAAUUAAAUUAUCAAGUUCGUUUUAUUACAAUUCAAAUAUAACAAGCUAAAAUUGCGAGCAUUAUUAUAACGAAAACUUUAUUUAUGUAUUUAAAUUACUAAUAUGGAAAAUUACUAUCAUAUGCAAUUAUAUCCUUAUAUUUAAAUAUUGUGAGCUAUAAAGGUACUUUACUGUGCCAUUUAACCUUCCGAUGACCAACCUUUUUUUGUUACACGGAUGACCAACGGGUAAAAAAAUUACCCCAGUCAAAAAUGACAAUUGACAAAAAAAUUAAGUUGUUUUAAGAAAUAAAAUAAUGUAUUCUAAUUUUAAUGUUAGUAUUGUAUCAAAAAUGAUAUAUAAACAUUAGUAAAACAUAUUUUAAGUGCAACUGCACAAAACUAGGAAUCAUCAUUCUGAACAUAUAACUAAUUUUUUUUUAAAUAUACACUAAUUUACGUCACCACAGGCUUAACAAACAUUUUUUUAAGAUUGGAAUGUUUCUUACAAACAAUUCCACGUAAUAGACGGUAUUUACUUAAUAUAAAAUUGCAACAUGGAAGGCCAAGGGAGUUCGUCUUUGACCCCAAAUUCAGAAAAUAUUUUUUUUUCGUAAAAUAUAGGGAAGUUUUUUAUUACAAAAUAUGAGGGUAUCUAGAAUGAUAUUAAAGUCAAAUAAAAAAAUAAUGAGUUUAAAAUUGAAAAUAUUUCUAAAUUUAUUGAAUAAAAACAUACAUAUUGGGGUCCAAAUUUACAUCCCUUGGGCCCCUUGGUCAUCCGAAGGUUAACAUUACUUAGGUUAACAUUAUUAAUAAUAUUUAUUUAUUUGAUAUUUCAAUUCUUUUGCCGUUUAUGUGUCAAACGAAACAAAGACUUACAUCUCGGGAUAGCAAUUUAGGUCUUGAUCACUAGCAUUUUUAGCCGAUGUCAGUCGAAUCACGCGCUAGUUUGAAAUAAUAUGAAAUUUUCAUUUACGUUUUUCCGAACAUUAGGUUUAAUGCAUUUUAGCAGUGUCUCUAUUGUAGAAUUAUCUCGUUAUCUAAAAUUGCUAAAGGAUCCUAAAUUGCUGUCCCGGGAUGCAACUUGUCGUUGAGGUCGGUUAUCUCGAAGAUGGUUUGAGAUAUCGAAAUGCCGUUUUUAGAUUUGCAUUCAGGAAACAAAACUACAUUGAUAUCGGUAGAUAAGCUCUAGAUAUUGCAGGGGCGGCAACGCACGAAUGAACGAACGGACUUUGCGAAUUUAUAAACGAAAACAAAAUUUUCGUUGAAAAUAUUUAUUUUUCACUUUCGCUGUCAUAUUCACUAAAAUCGCUAUCAUACUUAUUUUCAUUACUCUCGCUAUUAUGAAUCUCAUCAUCAGCUUGCUGAUCAUCCAUCUCGUCGUCUGUUUCAUUCUCAAAAAUAAUAUCUCUAACAAUAUCUGGCAUUUGGGACCCUUCAAACCAUUUGAAUUUAUAUGUGUUAUCUUCAGCAAGUUCCCAACCAUUUUGUUCAAUAACCAGCUCUGUUGGAUUUUUGAAGAUAUUCUUCUUUAGCGGCGAAUCGAUUAAGGGUAAAAUUGUACAUUUACCGCGCGCCUGCGCACACUGACAGUAUGUAGUUCUGACAGUACCUAUGUAGUUCAUUGCUAAUCUUACAAGAUAGGUAUGUAUAUAUCUGUAACCGUGCAAAUAAGUCAUUAAAAGAAUAUAUUAGUGGUUUUAGGAAAUGUAUUAUUUAUUAUAAUUCUUGUGUUUUUGGAUUAAUAAAAUAUUAUGUAAGCAUAACAUUUUUACACUAUAUGUCGCCGUGUUGUGUAAUUAUAUCCGAAACUUACAUAUCUAUUUCUAGAGCCUCGAUGGAGUAGUUAGAAAUGCGUUAGCACUGAGAUUGGAAGGUUGCGGGUUCAAUUCCCGGGCGAUUCAUAUUUUUUUUAUUUUUGGUUGUUUUAAUAAAAAAUUUUUGAAAGUGGUAGAUAAGAAAGUUAGUUUGAUUUUUAAAUAAAAUACAAAUAAUAACCUUUUAAGUAUAUUUACUUCGUUUAAAUUACCUAUUAUAUAAUAGAAGAAUAUCUUCUUACGUGCGUACAUAGUACACACACAUUCUUUUUUUAUAGGCGUUCAACCAAGUACUUAUAAUAUAUCGUGCUCGUAAAAGAUGUUGGUAUAGCUCAGAUUGAGAUGGUGGUUUUUAAGUUAUUUAUGAAAAACCACUUUACACCAUGCAUUUUUUCACGAAAAAUUCAAAUCUUUGAUCUCUAAUAACUCCAAAAUUAUUGAUUUAUUUUAAUAACAUGAUAUAACAAAUUUUACUUAAAAUUUGUCCCUCUGUCGAUGUAUGAGGUUAUUUUUAAUAAAAUAGUUUUCACCCCCCGAGAAGGGGUGGUAUCCACCCCCAGGGUAAAAGUACAAGUUCGCACCAAAUCAGUUUUGUUUCUUGAGGUAUGCUCUAACUAGUCACCAAUUUUCAUGCAAAUCGAUGGAGGUGAAAACAUUUAAUGACUGAGCUAACUUUCCCCUUUCAUCCCUUAUUGCUACUUCCUGUAUCCACUGAGGUGUCAGCCUGAAAGGGGUCAUAAUUAUCAAUAUACAAUAGACACAUUUCACAUGCCAAACUCCAUAUUACUUAUGACGAUGAUUUUUCGGCUCUAGCUCUUAGACUAUUAUGUUAAAAUGUUUUGCUGUCUCUGGUAGUGCCCAGUUAUCUUUUAAUUUGGUUACAAUUCUUGCUUUAAUAUAAAUAUUGUUGAGUUAAGUCGUUUGUUUUAUUCCUUAAUAAUAAUAAAAAUGAUAACAACAACCCUAUUUUAUGUAAAAAACUAUCAUUUAUGUACUCUUUAUAAAAUGUAUUAGUGUAUAUUGGGUUCUACAUCGUAUAAAAUUAAGAAAAAAAAAAUUGCCCAAAAAAAUUUAAAAAAAUUUCGGGGGGCAAGCCCCUUUUUCACUUAGGUAGACCGUACCACUUCAGAAACCAUCCCGGGUUUAUGCACAACAACUUUGAUCAAGGUCACCAUACGAUCAAAUGCAUAGUUUGCGAGUCUAUACGGAACAUACAUACAUACAAACAUUCAUUUUUAUUUAUAUAGAUGUCAGACCAGUCAAAUACACUGCUCAAGAUAAUUAAAUCUUACUAAGUGUCGUAUCAGUUUUUUUAGGAACCAGCUGUACAUCUCUUGAGUCAGCUUCACAACAGUACUGAUACGUAAAGCCAAGUUUUUUGGUGGAAAAAGUGUUCUGUACGGUCUACGCAGAAACCACUAUAUUUUAAGUAAAAUAGACGUGUGUACAUACUAAAUAUAGUCGUCUUUAAAAUAUUGUGGUUUUGUAAAGGUUAUGAGACUCAUUACUUCGCUGAGGCGUAGGGUUGCAAGACAUUUGAGACGAAAUUGUGUAUAUACCUAUGGUUUAAAAGUCUCUUCCGAUAGAAUAGUCGCAAACUUUAUAUGGUCGGUAAAUAUGGCAUCUACAGCAUCAUUGGGGCAGUUGAGUUUUAGCCUAUAUCAGAACCGUUGCAAAUAAUAAUAAAUAUAAGUUCAGGUAUGAAAUUUGUCAACAAAAAGUGUGCUAAUUUAAAUUUCUCAGCAUUAGCAUAAUGCUAUUAUGUGUAUCUAGGCAGCGUUUCUCAACCUUUUACCCUUUGCCACCCCCUAUUUUCACCGCGCCCCCCCUCGUUCAAUAAUUUUGACAAAAAACAGUAAAAUCUUACUUUUUAGUAUUGAGUGCUCUUUAUGAUUAUAACUCCUAUUCAUUGUUCAUGUGUAUUUUAUUUUGUCAGAAUUUUGUUUUGCUUUGAUUUUAGUAAAUUAGUUAAUGAUG